Molecule: messenger RNA, 491 nt
Organism: Dipodomys spectabilis (banner-tailed kangaroo rat)
Lineage: Eukaryota; Metazoa; Chordata; Mammalia; Rodentia; Heteromyidae
Gene: Mrpl36
Product: mitochondrial ribosomal protein L36
Exons: 2
Coding region: 11-289 (92 amino acids)
Biological process (GO): ribosome biogenesis; translation
Cellular component (GO): ribosome; mitochondrial large ribosomal subunit
Molecular function (GO): structural constituent of ribosome
Source: RefSeq, a predicted model, not a curated record
CGCCCGCAGCAUGGCCGCCGUGUUCCUCCGGACCCUGGUGAGCUCCGUGGUGGAGCCGCUCCUGCACCGCGGCCGCGCGGCCGCCGCCGUCUCCGCCGGGCCCCCGCUCGCCGCCCGCCCGGCCCCGCCGCGAGGCCCGCCGCUCCCCAGCUGCCUGCAGCCCGCGCUGGGCUUCAAGACCAAGGCCGUGCUCCGGAAGCGCUGCCGAGACUGCUACCUGGUGAAGCGCCGCGGGCGCUGGUUCGUGCUCUGCCGGGCCAACCCCAAGCACAAGCAGAGGCAGGUGUAGCCCGGCCUGCGCGCGCCCGGUCCUCCUCCCCGCCGGGCCCUCCUCCCCGCCGGGCCCUCCUCCCCGCCGGGCCCUCCUCCCCGCCCGGUCCUCCUCCCCGCCGGGCCCUCGGGGUCCUCCCUGCCCGGUCCUCCUCCCCGCCGGGCCCUCCUCCCCGCCGGGCCCUCCUCCCCGCCCGGUCCUCCUCCCCGCCGGGCCCUCC